UAAAAGGAAUAAAAGGCAGCGCUUCUUUCCCCGCCUCGUUACAUCCUGGCAAGCUUCAGCGCGGCGCCGUUCCGGCCAUGUUGGACUUCGAGUCCCAUCAUCCCCAGCCAGCAGCGCUCGUUGCGGCGGGAACAGCGCCGAGUUGAGGAACGAUACCAAUGAAAAUAAGGGUUUUCCAACACUCUCCUUCCCCCCACCACCCCUUUUUGGGCUUUUAUUUGCAAAAAGUUCGCUUCCGACCAUCUGUCCUGCGUAGCGAAGGAAAGGGAAUACUGUAAACCGCCCUGGGUUCUUCAGAGCAGUAGGCUUAGCAAAGUCAAGGCCUCAGAGGCAGAGAGUUGUAGGUGGUGUGGUGUGAGGAAGGCCGUUGUUUUCCCCGGCGAUCCUUCUUCUCCCGUACUGGGUUUGGGGUCUGUGAUUAACACCUCUUCUCAUAUUUUCACUCCUCGUUCAUCUGAAUCUAUUCCAGCCUUUUGUAUGCAGAGAAAAUCAUUAGGUACAUCAAUAUUACUGGCAUCAGUGAAACUCUUGCUCCUUUCCUAAAGAAAUUAAGUACCUUCUGCCUGUCAAAAAGCUAAGUUUUAACUGACUGACAUUUCGAGAUACUUGGUGAGAAUGCCAUUGUUGAUUGGAAGAGCUUCAUGAUGACGGAAGUUACCUGAUGGGUCUAAUAAAGCUGAUCCUGGAAGGAAGAAGAGUGAGCUAGAUGAGAGUGUCUUGCCUAAGGCCAGCUAGUGAAUUCAUGGUGGAGACCUCUGAAAGCAUCACUGAGAACAUCCUUUUCUCCUUGGGAAAAAUCUGAAGACUGUUAUGGCUAUGAAAUACUUGAAAUCAUUUGUUUAUGGUUUGACUGUUGUUUCUGUUAUAUUAAUGGCAUGGUAUGUGGCUUUUCCUUCUCACACUGUAAUGGAACACAUAGACUGGUUGUAUUUCUAUAAACAUGAACCUGUCUACAAACAGACUUUUCUAUUCACAUUGCGUGAGCGAUUAAAAUGUAAAGACAAUCCAUUUCUGGUUAUCUUGGUUUCUUCAAGGCCUUCAAAUGUGAAGGCAAGACAAGCCAUUAGGAUAACAUGGGGCUCUCAGAGAUCCUGGUGGGGAAAGCAAGUUCUGACACUGUUUUUAUUGGGCAAAGGAACAGAGAAGGAGGAUGCUAGAGCUUUAUCAGUAGAAGAUGAAAGUAUUCUUUAUGGAGACAUCAUACAACAAGACUUUCUUGACACUUACAGGAAUCUCACCUUAAAAACUAUCAUGGCAUUCAGAUGGGUUACUGAAUUUUGUUCCAGUGCUCAGUAUGUUAUGAAGACAGAUGACGAUGUGUUCAUCAACACAGGCAACUUAGUGAAGUUUCUUCUAAAUACAAAUGCUUCAGAAAAUUUUAUGACCGGCUAUCCUUUAAUAGAAAACUACCCAUAUAGAGGAUUUUAUUGGAAAAGCUAUAUUUCUUAUGAUGAAUAUCCAUUUAAGGUGUAUCCUCCAUACUGGAGUGGACUUGGUUAUGUUCUUGAUGUCAGACUGGCUCGUAGGGUUUAUAAGAUGAUGAGUCAUGUGAAACCUUUUAAAUUUGAAGAUGUCUAUGUUGGGAUUUGUUUAGGAAUACUUGGUGUGAAGUUGUUUGUUCCAGAUGAUGUAGAACUCUUCUUUCUGUACAGAAUUAGAUUUGACAUCUGUAAAUACAAGCACUUGAUUGCAGCACAUGCGAUAUCUCCACAAGAAAUUAUUAUUUUCUGGCAGACAGUAACAAGGGAGAGCACUUCACUUCCUUGCCACUGACUCUCUUUGACUUGCUUGAAGACUGACACCUUUCCUUUAGAUCAGGGGUAAGAAUGCCUGGCAUUCUUACAGCCCCUAUAAUUUAUUCCGUAAUGGUCUAUGUGGACAUUUUUGAAGUUAAGAAAUUGUUUUGAGGAAAGGCAGCUAAUGCGCUUGUGGUGAAAUGCCAGCACAUGACGUCACUCCUGUCUGUCCAUCAUAAAAGCUCCAAAGGGAGGAGCCAAUGAUAGGACAGGAGGGGCGGGGUCAAAAGGGACAAUGGAGUGAAAAAUGACAGUUAGGAGGUGGAGGGAGGCAGAAGAUAGUGAUUUGGGGAGGGAGAAUUAGGAGAGAAUGAUAAGAAGGUUAAUACAUAGAUUGAACAGUUGGAAUGAUAAAGAGAAUAGAGAAAGAGUUAUAAGUAAUAGAGAAUUGAUAAUUAGUAAAAGUAUAUUGUUCUGAAUAAAAGUACCAUCAAAUCCUAUUUAAUGAACUAUACUGAACAUCUGUGAUUUAUCCAUUGUGAUCUACCUGACAAUAAAAGAACCUCUGUAAUUUAAACCUCUGAUUCUCAAACUCAAAAGUUUGAUAAACCUGUUAUACUUGGCAGCACACGUGUCUGAAAUACAUAAUCGGUGUUGGGUGAAUAAUACCUGGUGGCUGUAUGUAAAGUGGAAACUC
This is a messenger RNA of Pogona vitticeps (central bearded dragon), 2433 nucleotides long. The record is from RefSeq and is a predicted model, not a curated record. Lineage: Eukaryota; Metazoa; Chordata; Lepidosauria; Squamata; Agamidae.